This is a messenger RNA of Guillardia theta CCMP2712, 439 nucleotides long. RefSeq lists its product as hypothetical. The record is from RefSeq and is a predicted model, not a curated record. Bases 80 to 253 code for a protein of 57 amino acids. The transcript is spliced from 3 exons. NCBI's taxonomy places the organism in Eukaryota, Cryptophyceae, Pyrenomonadales, Geminigeraceae.
GAAAGAAACAUGAGGGCAGUAGCUUCAACAGGAAGCCUUUCCCUGCCUUUAAAUGACUUGCUGCAUUCAGCAAAACAAUAUGUAUGGAAAGCAACAGCGAACUAUGUUGAGUGGUAUUGGUCCCAUGCCCAUCAAUCCUGGUCCCGACCUUGUUUGCCGCAUGGCAGCUCGCUCGUUUGCUCAGGUGAAACCUCGUAGUAUGUUGAUAUGCCUGUCCGGUAACGAAGAGCCUCAUGAUACUGAUAGUCCCUGACCUUCUGCCUGUCGCUUUGAACAGGGCAUGGCUACCAUGGCGUGGAUGAAGACGCUUGCUGCUGCUCAUUCAAACGGAUGUUGAUGUGCAAUUAUUUUUGAUCUUCACGAUGAUGACUACAAUCCCCUUAGUGUCUCAAGUAUGAAUAUGCGAGCUCUGUACAAGACAGCUCUCCUUUGUAAGGAU